AUGUCAGCUUCGAGCGACGUAUUGAUUAUUGGGGCUGGGCUAGCUGGUCUUUCUGCCGCGUACAACCUCAGUAAAGCAGGUAAAACUGUCCAAGUUGUCGAAGCAAGAGAUCGGAUUGGGGGACGAGCGUGGACAGAUUAUUCGUUUGGAUUUCCUGUUGAGCUCGGAUGUAUGGCUAUCCAUGGAUAUAACCAAGGAAAUCCAGUGCUCGGAUACGCGAAGACUUUAGGCCUGGAAACCAAACUCCUACCAGCUUCACCAGGAACAUCGUUCACAAAGGAUGGACCGUUGGACGCUGAUCUUACUCGAAGACUUCAUACAAACAUAUUCUUAGCCAUGUCACACAUGAACAAAGUGACAUCUGAACCCUUAUCGGACUCAUCUUCUGCUGCAGACAUCUUGCUAUCAUCCUCUUCCCCUUUGUACACAGGGCUUUCUGAAACCGAGAAAGAGAAGGCCACUGCGCUUGCUCGAGCAGCGGAAAUUGGAUGGGGUAUAUCUCUUGAAGAAGCUUCUGCUCAUUGGUCUGGAUGGGCUUCUGGGGUGGCGUUCGCAGGUUCAGAUGGUAUCGUCGUUGGUGGAUAUGGAAAACUAGUCGCAGCGCUACGUGCUGCAGCCGAAGAAACAGGGAAAGCAUCGUUUGUACUGAAUGCGCAUGUAUCGAAGGUUGAUAAAACCAACGAUGGUCGAAUUCAGAUUCAUACUUCCAAUGGGCAAGUAUAUAAUGGUCGAGCGGCUCUGAGCACGAUACCACUAGGUACCUUGAAGAAGUUGACAGAUGAUUUCUUUGAUCCACCACUUCCUGCUCGCAAGAGCUCUGUCAUUUCUCGUACCGCGGUUGGUAUCCUCGAGAAAUUCGGUCUACUGUAUGAUUCACUCUGGUGGGAUCCUGCAGCUGGACCUUUCACUAUUCUUUUGAAGAAUGGAACCCUCUUAGCCAUCCCAAUUUCGAGCUCACCACCUUGCCUACAUGUAUUAGUCUCACAUGGUCUCACAGGUUUGUCUGCAGACACAAUUCACAACAUUCUUUCGCAAGCAAUUGCCCCAGAAAAGAUGGUUCCGAAACCAAUCAAGGCAGUUGCUUCGCGCUGGAAAGAUGAUGAACUAUCGCUUGGGGCCACUAGUAGUCCUGUCCGAGUCGGGGAAGGAAGAUCUCCGCUUGACUUUGCAGAACUGGCAAGACCUGUAUGGGGUGGAUUACUCGGGUUUGCGGGAGAAGCGACUGAAUUGGACCACCGAGGUAGUGUUCCUGGGGCGAUUCUGAGUGGAGAACGGGAGGCGCGACGGAUUCAGGCUCUUCUUGAUUGGCAGUAUGUUGUGUGA
This is a messenger RNA of Lentinula edodes (shiitake mushroom), 1323 nucleotides long. RefSeq lists its product as uncharacterized. Gene Ontology annotation, molecular function: oxidoreductase activity. The transcript is spliced from 3 exons. The coding region runs from base 1 to 1323 and encodes 440 amino acids. NCBI's taxonomy places the organism in Eukaryota, Fungi, Basidiomycota, Agaricomycetes, Agaricales, Omphalotaceae. The record is from RefSeq and is a predicted model, not a curated record.